Messenger RNA from Sparassis crispa, 183 nucleotides. RefSeq lists its product as hypothetical. Bases 1 to 183 code for a protein of 60 amino acids. NCBI's taxonomy places the organism in Eukaryota, Fungi, Basidiomycota, Agaricomycetes, Polyporales, Sparassidaceae. Gene Ontology annotation, cellular component: anaphase-promoting complex. The transcript has a single exon. Gene Ontology annotation, biological process: anaphase-promoting complex-dependent catabolic process; positive regulation of anaphase-promoting complex-dependent catabolic process; positive regulation of ubiquitin protein ligase activity. The record is from RefSeq and is a predicted model, not a curated record. Gene Ontology annotation, molecular function: protein binding; ubiquitin ligase activator activity; anaphase-promoting complex binding.
AUGGUUGCAUCAUUGACAGGCCACACGCAUCGAGUGCUCUAUCUCGCUAUGAGCCCGGACGGCGAGACGAUCGUCACUGGCGCUGGCGACGAGACACUCCGGUUCUGGAAUGCGUUCCCGAAGAAGGAUAACCAUGAAGCAAAGCGGGAGAGUCGACUCGACUAUGGACGACUGAUUCGAUGA